CUAUCGUAGGCCUUUUAAAUUUUUCAUAUGUAGUUAAUUGCUUAACGUCUUUGAGAUUCAGCCAAUAUUAUGGUACAAAAAACAUUGUAAACGUUUUCAAUGAAUUGAUUUGAAAUGAAAACCAUUGUAUUCGGAGUUGUUUUCGCCGUUUCUCUUGUUUUAUCACAAGCCCAUAAGGAGGAAUGUCCCUCCAGGGAAGAAGUGCGCAAGAUGGAUCUAAUAUCCCUGGCUACGGCGCAAAGUUGUUACUGGGAUACGGACUGUCAAAAGGAGGAGCGGUGCUGUAAAACACCGAAAGGGAAAAAAUGUCUCAGCACCAAGGAUGCAGACAAAGAAUACUCACUAAAAGAGAAAAAUGAUGACAAUGACGAUGAAUGUAAUGAUGAUGAUAAUGAUACAAAAAGGGACGGUAAAAAUCAUCAUUCUAAAUGUCACAAACAUGGGUUUAGAGGUGCAUUGAUUGUCACAGCUGCAGUACUAGGGGUGGUUUUGUCGAUUGUUGUUUCCAUAACCUUGGUGAAAAAGUUUUGUGUUCGGAGCAAAAUAGGGAAUUCACAAAUUGAUAUACGUGGAAAAGAUCCAUCUGGACGUUCAUCUAACUACAUCGUCAAACCAAAAAGCACAUGUGUAUAUGAUUCUACAGAAAUCGCCAGAAAAGAAGAAUGCUGGAGGGUAGAUACUCCACCGCCUCCUUACUUCAUCUCCCCUACCGCUCCUCCUGCUUAUUCAGUAGAUCCGCCACCCAGCUAUUCACAUCAAGCAAAAAUGAGUGGACAUAUGGAUAAAUAUUAAUAUUUUUAUGAAAUUUGGGACGAUUUCAUUACUGUUACUUGUUUCUUAUAAAUAUAACACAUUGUUAUUGUUUAAUAAACUUUAUCAUAUCAAUAA
This is a messenger RNA of Saccostrea cuccullata (small rock oyster), 888 nucleotides long. RefSeq lists its product as uncharacterized. Gene Ontology annotation, cellular component: extracellular region. Gene Ontology annotation, molecular function: peptidase inhibitor activity. The transcript has 4 exons. NCBI's taxonomy places the organism in Eukaryota, Metazoa, Mollusca, Bivalvia, Ostreida, Ostreidae. The record is from RefSeq and is a predicted model, not a curated record. The coding region runs from base 115 to 792 and encodes 225 amino acids.